CUUUAAAACCCUAAGAACUCCAUUUUCCGGUAUCAUUGCCUUAUCAACUACGCCAUGCCCUUCAAGCUCCCUCCUCACCUACGUUUCCUCGGCCAUUCUCUUCCAAGUUCCCGUUUCGUUUCCAUGAAUCUCGCCGGACCCGCUUGCUCUUCUCGCUCCGUUCACGCCAUCUCUCGGGCCUUCCCUCUUCGGCUCAGAUUCCUUGGUUUGGGGUCCCGGGUCAGUUUCUCUACCCGUCCGAACCGUAUCCGACCUGGGUCUACCUCGGAAUUCGGCGGGAGUCGGGAGAGAGGCGAGGUUCGAGCGUCGAAGAGCUUGGUCGAGGACGAGGCGGAGCUCAGUGAUUGGGUUAGCGAGUUGAGGACUGGCUCGUUGCGCGGUCGGGCCACGAGUGAAGAUGAUGACUCAUACUCGGGUGGGAUUCGUAGUAGGGGAGGAAACAGAGAAACCGGGAGAAUUAGGGAUGGGAAGAGGGGAAGGGAGGACGAUUUCGAUAGGUUUGGUGGGUCGAACAGGAGGAGGACUCGUGACUCGGUUGACUCGUUAAGGAAUAAGCGGUCCAGUGAUGUAGACGGUGGAAGGAAUGGUGGGAAUCGAGGAAGGAGUACUCAGUCGUCUCUGCGUGGAAGGAAGGAGAGAAAUUUAGAUUCAGGCUUUAGAGGAGAGAGAGAUAGAGGAAACCACAAGGGUUAUCUGAAAGGAAAGAGAGAAACAAGACGGGAAGAUCGUUUCGAGGUAGAAGGUAGUGAGGUUAGUGAUGAUGAGGAUGUGAAGAAGGUACUGAUGGGAGGCAUUGGGGAUUUGCUUAGUGAAGAAGGUAGUGAUGAGGAUGAAGAUGAUGAUUUUCUUAGCAAGAAAGCAACUUCCGCUUUAGGCUUUGAUGACGAGAAGAUUGUAGAGGCGGGUAGGGCAAAGAUUUUGCGGGAGCAAACUUCAGAUUCUUAUUUGACUGAGACAAGAUUUGAUCAGUAUCCACUGUCUGCCUCGUCACUAAAAGCGAUUAAGGAUGCCGGGUAUGAGAAGAUGACUGUUGUGCAGGAGGCAACUCUUCCUGGCAUUCUCAAAGGAAAGGAUGUCCUAGCCAAGGCUAAAACAGGCACUGGGAAAACUGUAGCAUUUUUGCUUCCAUCAAUUGAAGUUGUUGUCAAAUCACCUCCUGCAAGCCGGGAUAAUAAGCGACCCCCGAUUCUCGUGCUUGUGAUAUGCCCAACCAGGGAACUUGCCAGUCAGGCUGCUGCAGAAGCUAACACAUUGCUGAAGUAUCAUUCAUCUAUCGGUGUUCAAGUGGUGAUGGGAGGCACAAGACUUGCUUUAGAGCAAAAGCGUAUGCAAGCAAAUCCUUGCCAGAUUCUCGUAGCUACACCUGGAAGACUGAAAGACCACAUUGAGAACACUGCUGGAUUUGCUACAAGGUUGAUGGGUGUAAAAGUCCUUGUACUGGAUGAAGCUGAUCAUCUCUUAGACAUGGGUUUCCGAAAGGACAUUGAGAGGAUAAUUGCUGCUGUUCCUAAGCAGAGACAAACGCUUCUGUUUUCUGCUACGGUUCCUGAAGAGGUCCGCCAAAUAUGCCAUAUUGCUCUCAGACGGGAUCACGAGUUUGUCAACACUGUCCAUGAGGGCUCUGGAGAGACGCAUUCACAGGUGAGACAAACUCAUAUGGUUGCAGCGCUGGACAAGCAUUUCUCCCUUCUGUACACCCUUCUCAAGGAACAUAUUGCGGAUAAUGUGGACUAUAAGGUUAUCAUAUUCUGUACAACUGCUAUGGUUACGAGAUUUGUGGCUGAUCUGCUUGGCGAGCUAAAUCUGAAUGUCAGAGAGAUCCAUUCAAGAAAGCCGCAGAGUUACAGAACCAGAGUUUCAGAUGAGUUCCGCAAGUCCAAGGGCCUUAUCCUCGUUACAUCGGAUGUAUCUGCACGUGGAGUUGAUUAUCCCGAUGUCACCCUCGUCAUACAGGUGGGCGUGCCGGCAGACAGAGAACAAUAUAUACACAGACUUGGAAGAACCGGGCGUAAGGGCAAAGAAGGGCAAGGCAUACUGUUGCUGGCGCCAUGGGAGGAAUACUUUAUAUCCUCUGUUAAGGACUUACCCAUCACCAAGUCUCCUCUACCCACCAUAGACCCGGAGGCUGUGAAAAAGGUGCAGAAGGCGCUCUGUCACGUGGAAAUGAAGAACAAGGAGGCGGCAUAUCAGGCGUGGCUGGGUUAUUACAACUCGCAGAAGAUGGUGGGAAGGGACAAGUACAAGCUGGUGGAGCUUGCCAAUGAGUUCAGCAGAAGCAUGGGACUGGACAUUCCUCCUUCUAUCCCUAAACUUGUUCUUGGCAAGAUGGGUCUUAGAAACAUUCCUGGUCUUCGUACCAAGUAGUUUUUUUUUUUUGUAAUUGCUGCGGCAAUUUUGUGUUAAAAAAAAAACAAGAACUUACCAUUGUUAUGAAGAUUCCUUCUUAGUAUAUGUAUGUUACUUGCCUU
This is a messenger RNA of Tarenaya hassleriana, 2468 nucleotides long. RefSeq names its product DEAD-box ATP-dependent RNA helicase 31. Gene Ontology annotation, cellular component: chloroplast. Gene Ontology annotation, molecular function: RNA helicase activity; ATP binding; nucleic acid binding. The record is from RefSeq and is a predicted model, not a curated record. The coding region runs from base 55 to 2364 and encodes 769 amino acids. The transcript has 10 exons. NCBI's taxonomy places the organism in Eukaryota, Viridiplantae, Streptophyta, Magnoliopsida, Brassicales, Cleomaceae.